This is a messenger RNA of Lingula anatina, 3158 nucleotides long. RefSeq names its product cilia- and flagella-associated protein 91. The record is from RefSeq and is a predicted model, not a curated record. NCBI's taxonomy places the organism in Eukaryota, Metazoa, Brachiopoda, Lingulata, Lingulida, Lingulidae.
UGGCUGCCAUUGAAGGAGUAAAACCAAUGCGAUCGGGAUUAUAAAGUAAUUUUAUAAGUAUUUGCCUCCUAGUUAUAUAUAUUUAAAGAAGAAAAAUGGCAACAAGGACACAGACUAUACGGCGGCCCCCAGUUCAGCCGGAAAGAGUUCACGAUUAUUUGUACGAUAACCACUAUGUAUUGGCCAGCGAGAGGGACCAUGCCAGGGCCACAUUCAAGGCUCAUACAAAUAUUGACCGUGUUAAACGGGUGCCCAACUUUCCCACAAUGUUUAGUGAGUUGCGGCACCACCCAAGGUUCCAGAUGCGCCUGGAUGUCACCGACCCAGUGCCCAGGUUUAUAUCUCGACAGUGGAGAGGGUAUGCUGACCAAGCAAGGGAAGCUCUUAUUAGAUAUACCACGUUCAACUAUGAUCCUUCUGUCAAAGUCCCACCUCAGCAGCUGGGAAACCAGGACGUGUCUGGUGCCAACAGAUACAAGUUUUUUAGGAGACCCAUUAUACCAUUCCUUCAACAGGUGCCACCAGAGGUGAUCUUAGCAACAGCAAGGCAAGACCCUCUGGCUGGAGCUGAGAGGGCAGAUCGUCCACCUACUCCUCUGACCAAGACUACCUACACACAGACCGACUACAGGGACAGCGAGGCCCAGACUGACCCUUAUACACCUGAGUAUGUUGUACGUCCAGGGUCAGCCCCGGAACUCCUUACCUUAGCUACCCUGUCACAUGGGAAGGGUUUGCCAGCAGGUUUGGCUGAGGUGGAGAUGAUAGAGAGAGCUAGAGCUAAGCGGGCAUGGGAGGCCACACUGCCGCCCCUCAGCGAUGUCUCUCAGCUGGAGACCAGGAGAAAGAUGAUGGAUGAAAUGGAGAGAAAAGAGUGGGCUCUGCGAGAACAGGAGAUUGAAAAAUUACAAGAAGCCAGACUAGAGGUCUUACAGUCUCUGUUAAAAGAGAGAGAGGAAAACCACCAGCAGCUGAAUACCAAGAGACUGGACAAGAUGUGGGGGAAGAAACAGGAGGAGAAGGAGAGAAGAGUCAAAUAUAUCAGGAAUGAACACAUCAAAGCCAUCAGAAAGCUGACAGAGAAGAGGCGAACGGUUGAAGGAAAACUAGAGCGGCGUGAUCUGACUCAGGAGUACUCCAAUCCCGGCUCCCAGACGUACGCACCCAAGACGAGGAUUGGGGUUUUCUUGGAUAGGGGCUCUGAACAGUUUGUGGUGAAGAGCCGUUACUUGGAUUCUUAUCAGGGUCUGCUGGAACUGGAACAUUCCCUGCCAGAUUUUGUGACCCAGCCCAGAAUUAAGGCUCCCAAGCCUAAGACGGUCACCAAGGCAGGAUUUGUGAAGAGAAAGUACAGGCAGGAGAACCAGCUGAGACAAGUCCAUGAGCAACUGAAGGAGGAAAAGACCCGAGGAGAGGAGCCACCCAAACCACUCCGCUUCCUCCAGAAGAUAGAGAAGCCCAUCCCACGCCCACCCACACCCACUGUGGAGACACCCCCUGAGGAAGAGGAAGAGAGAGAACUGGCAGUUAUCUAUCUACAGCAGAUUAUUAGAGGCAGGGCCACACAGAACAUGAUGUUUGAAGGCAAGGAGAAACGUAUGGAGCUGAUCAAGGAGCUGAGAAGCACACAUGCCCUGCAGGAGGCUGAGCAAUCCCUGAAGAAGGCUGAGAAACAACAGACAUUGGCCAUGCAGAGACAGCGCAGGCUUCAUGAACAUAGGGAGUCGUACAUUGAUGAAUCCCUCAGCAACAUGGAAGCCAACAGUAUUGGCGACAUGCUGGAUUUCCUUGGCAAGGAGCUGAUACGCCUGCAGGAAGAGAGGCGAGUCCAUGCCUUCUCCAUGCUGGCAGAGAGGCGCCGGAGAAUCAGGGAGGCGGAGGAGUCGGGACGCAGACAGGUGGAGGAGAGGAGGAGACGGGAGGAGGAUGAGACAUUCAAACAGGUUGUGAAGACCCACCAGUGUACAGUGGACACAUACCUGGAGAAUGUGAUCCUCAGCUCCAUUGAUGCCACGGCAGACCAUCAGGCCAGGCAGGAGAUCAGGCAGAUGGCCGAUCAGAUCAAUGAUAUUGCUUACGAAAUUGAGACCAGCCGCACCAGACUCCAGUCUGAGGAGAUUGCUGCAGAACUUGUACACAGCUUCCUGCUGCCUGAGGUCCAGAAACAGAACAUGAGGGAAAAAGUUAAAAGACAGCAGAGGAAAUACUUGCUGGCAGCACACAAGGAAAUACACAGGGACUCGGAAGACAUCAUCAAAUUAUUCCCCAAACAAACACCAGCAGCUAGUCGUGAGCCAACUACCACUUCACAGGGGGCAGCACCAGCACAGAAAUCACCCACGCCAAGGACGUCACAAGAUGGCCGCCCGCCCUCUGGAAAGUCGAAGUCAAGGUCAGGUUCAAGGCCAAGCUCAAGACCUACUUCUGCUGCAUCUGGGAGGAAGACUCCCAAAAAACAGGAUUCUAAGGAAGAUUUGGGAGGUUUGGUGGUGGAGGGAAAAUCUUCAUCUCGGCCAGGGUCGAAAGAUAAGUGAAAGGAAUAGGACUUCAAGUGAUUGCAGUUAAAGGAAUCAUUCACAUUUGCUUGGAACUGUCUGUGAUAAAUAUGGAAAAUUGGGAAUAAAAUUAAAAUAGAUUCAGUCCUCAAGCUGCUCAACCUUUACCAUGCCAGAUUGCAUUAGAAAUAUCCGUCCAAGCAAGAAAGGUUUUAUAAUGUUUCUACAGUUAUUGAUAUGUUACCUGGAAGUAUUUGGAAUUGUGACCUACAAGGUUAACCACAGGAAUAACUGGAAGAGUUUAAGCACAUGUUCUCCCUUAAAAAGAAAGCUAUUUUUUUUACUUGAUAUAACUCAAUAACAAUACUGCUUCAGUUUUGAUUGUAUUCAAAAUGAUAACAUAGAAAUAUGCCAGAACAGGACAUUUCAGGAACUCUACUUCAAGUAACAUUAAUUUUUUGCUGUACACAUUUGAUGGGGUCAAAUGGAAUUAUAUUAUUGCUUUUAUGAAGACUUUCACAUUUCAUUUGAAAUAUGUGAAAAAAAAAAUAAUAACCGUCCUUGUUACAUGUACAGCUGGUCUAAGUCUGUAUAUAUAUGUAUGCAUUUUAAUCAUUGUGAAUUGUAUAUUCCCAUUGUCCAUUUAAAUAUAAUAAAAUAAUG